Cucurbita maxima (winter squash) is the source of this 1048-nucleotide messenger RNA. Its product is annotated as abscisic acid receptor PYL8-like. Gene Ontology annotation, biological process: abscisic acid-activated signaling pathway. The coding region runs from base 217 to 798 and encodes 193 amino acids. The transcript is spliced from 4 exons. Lineage: Eukaryota; Viridiplantae; Streptophyta; Magnoliopsida; Cucurbitales; Cucurbitaceae. Gene Ontology annotation, molecular function: protein phosphatase inhibitor activity; signaling receptor activity; abscisic acid binding. Gene Ontology annotation, cellular component: nucleus; cytoplasm. The record is from RefSeq and is a predicted model, not a curated record.
GAGAGAAAAUUUAUAUGAAGCGAUAAAGAGGAGACGAAGGAAGAGAGGAAAAAGCUUUGAGGCUAAGUUCGAUCGGUCGUCUAUGGCGAGAGAGUUGAAUUUUGCGAUCUUCUUGUUUUUGUUUUUUUAACUAACGAGGGAGGAAGGAGAAAAAGUGGUUUGAUUUAGCUGUGGAGUUUGAUUUUGUUGUGUGGAGAACGAGAAUCAGUAGCGAAAAUGAAUGGUAACAGCAGUCGGAAUGGGAAUGUAGGAGGAUUCAGUAACGCGGAAUGGGAGCUUAUUCGGAGGUACCACAGGACUGAGCCUGCUGAGAAUCAGUGCACCUCUCAGCUUGUUAAGCGUAUUAAAGCUCCUGUUCAUCUUGUGUGGUCUCUGGUAAGGAGGUUUGAUCAACCACAAAGAUACAAACCUUUUGUUAGCAGAUGUGUUUUGAAGGGAAACCUUGAGAUCGGGACUCUCAGAGAAGUUGAUGUGAAAUCGGGGCUUCCAGCCACAACGAGUACAGAGAGAUUGGAACUCCUUGAUGAUGAUAGGCACAUCCUUAGCAUGAGGAUUGUUGGCGGAGAUCACAGACUCAAGAAUUACUCUUCAAUCAUCUCCUUGCAUCCAGAAAUCAUUGAUGGAAGACCAGGGACUUUGGUAAUUGAAUCAUUUGUGGUCGAUGUGCCUGAAGGAAACACAAAGGACGAAACAUGCUACUUUGUGGAAGCCUUGAUUAAAUGCAAUCUUAAGUCACUUGCUGAUGUUUCAGAGCGGCUUGCAGUGCAAGAUCGCACUGAGCCUCUUGAUAGGAUCUAAAAUCUGGGAUUGGUAACGUUUGAUGUACGCAAGGGGCUUGCCAUGAAUGAAGCCUCCAAGGCUCUCAUAUCUUUGGAGGCUUUGGAGAUGGACUGGCAGGAGGGUAUGUUGUACACAAAUUAGCAUCAUCUUUUAUCGGGUGAUAUUAUAUUCCUUUUCAUUUAAGUUCAGCAAGUCAAAUCUAGUACCUGGAGCACAAACGGUCUUGUAAGGUUUGAGAAACUCUGUAGAAUUUAGAGAGGGAGAGAGA